Molecule: messenger RNA, 1076 nt
Organism: Zerene cesonia (dogface butterfly)
Lineage: Eukaryota; Metazoa; Arthropoda; Insecta; Lepidoptera; Pieridae
Product: phosphoglycolate phosphatase 1A, chloroplastic-like
Exons: 6
Coding region: 107-1003 (298 amino acids)
Cellular component (GO): cytoplasm
Molecular function (GO): phosphatase activity
Source: RefSeq, a predicted model, not a curated record
UUCACUCAAGCGCAGUGUCGCCACAAACUAGGUUAGGAGUGCACGUGUUUCUGCUCUUAUUAAAUUUAGUAUUGUUUAAACAGUCUGUGAUAGUGAUUCGUUGAAAAUGAAGCCUGUGAAUCUUAUGGAAGUGGACUGUGAUGGUUUCAAGCGGUUCAUCGAUUCGUUCGAUCACGUGUUCUCAGAUUGUGACGGCGUAAUAUGGUCAAAGGAGCCCAUGCCGGGUGCUGGAAAAUUCUUCGAUCUGAUGAAAAGUCUUGGGAAAACCGUGCAUUUUGUGUCAAACAACAGUUUACGGAGUAGACAAAAUUACGAAGUCCAGUUCAAAGCUGCCGGUAUAGAAAAUGGUUUUGAAAACCUUACAAUACCAUCAACAGCGAUAGCGGAGUAUUUAAAGUCAGUGAACUUUAAAAAAUCUGUGUAUUGUGUGUCCUGCCCAGAAACAAUUUCAGUUCUAGAGUCACAUGGAUUUAAAUGUAAAGAGGGCCCAGACCUUGCCGCGGACUAUUAUGCGGACUUCCUGCAGUACCUUGAAGAUGACAUGGAGAUAGGUGCCGUGGUGUUCGACAGUGAUUUCAAAGUGAACAUGCCAAAGAUGUACAAAGCCAUCACGUACCUGCGGAGGUCAGAUGUUAUCUUCAUAAGCGGGGCUACGGAUAGAUACGUACCACUGAAACCUGGAGUCUUGUCAUUAGGCACUGGGAUAUUCACGGACAUAGUGCGAGAGGAGUCAAAACGGAAUCCAAUACAGCUGGGGAAACCGGGUCGGGUGUUCGGCGAAUUCGCAAUGAAACGCGCUAACGUCAGCGAUCCGUCGCGAGUCCUUUUUAUUGGAGAUAUGAUUGAACAAGAUGUCGGUCUCGGUAAAGCUGUCGGCUUCAAGACGCUUCUGGUUUUAACUAACAACACAAAAGAGCAAAUGCUAGAUCACCAAAUACAACCAGAUUAUUAUGCAGAUUCGUUAGGCAGUUUAGUACCUGUAAUAAAGGAUAAAGCAUUUUGAUUACUGCAUUUCUUAAGCUUUAGAUGGCUUUAACUGAGACUAGUAAAGUUACAUAGUAAUAUGAAAGCCUCCU